Patiria miniata (bat star) is the source of this 4687-nucleotide messenger RNA. RefSeq names its product GRIP1-associated protein 1-like (gene gripap1). NCBI's taxonomy places the organism in Eukaryota, Metazoa, Echinodermata, Asteroidea, Valvatida, Asterinidae. The coding region runs from base 53 to 2965 and encodes 970 amino acids. The record is from RefSeq and is a predicted model, not a curated record. Gene Ontology annotation, cellular component: extrinsic component of postsynaptic early endosome membrane; glutamatergic synapse; postsynaptic recycling endosome. The transcript has 33 exons. Gene Ontology annotation, biological process: regulation of recycling endosome localization within postsynapse; regulation of modification of synaptic structure; regulation of neurotransmitter receptor transport, endosome to postsynaptic membrane.
CACAUCAACCGACCGUUCCAAAAUAAACCCUUUAAAAGCAACACAAUCCAAAAUGGCGCAGUCCUUGUCGGACGAAGAGUUCCAGCGAAUGCAGAAUCAACUUCUGGAGCUGAGAACUUCCAAUUAUCAACUUAGUGAUAAAUGCAGAAAACUGGAAAAUGAGUUAACCAAUCUUCAGUCAACUGCUUCCAACUAUGAAAAGGAACUCCAGAAAGCAAAUAAGACUAUCAAUAAGAGCAAGAAAGCUAAGGAUGUGGAAGCCUUGCUGUCGGAGCUGGAGAGUCUUCAGCAGAAACUGCACAGCCAGGAGGAGGACUUCAGGUUGCAGAACUCCACCUUGAUGGAGGAACUCUCCAAGCUUUGUACCAGCAACGAAGAACUAGAGAAAGAGGUCAGCAGGUUAAAAACAGGUCAGAGUUCAUCAGAGGUCACGACCAACGUCGACAGUGACCUGCAGGGGGAAUUGAGGAGGCUUCAGGCGUUAAACACUGUCCUGCAGAAAAACCUGAACAGUACUCAAGAAAAACAUGAAACAGAGAUAGCUUUAUUGAAGCAGACAAUCAGUAGCACCAGUGAGAGCUCCGCAGGCCUGGGUGAGAGGGUACCGCCAGCUGGGGCACCGGGUGAUGAUGAUGUCACGAAUACGGAAUCACCUGACAUAACCCCAAAGGCUCCUGGGAAGAGCACGGACGAAGAGUCAGCACUUGAAGCAGGGCUGGGUAGUCUACUUGCUGGUGAAUUCGAAGCUUUUCUGGAAGACGUAAAGUUGUCCGACGUAACUAGUGAAUUUGACGAUGAUUUAGAACCCAAAGAUCCAGUCACAGUACUCCAGGGCCAUGCCAAGCAACUCAAGCACAGACUGAGUGGAGCAUUGGUGCGCAACAUGGAAAGUCUGGUCAAACUCAUGUCUAAAGAUGAAGCAGAACCAAAAAGUACUGACAGUUCCGAUUCUGCAGCACAGGGAAUGGGCAAUUUGGACAAGCCAUCCAAAGAACUUAACGAUCUUCAGCUGAUCAUAGACACAGAAAGGGAAGAAAAAAGACUACUCAAAGAGCAACUCCAACAAGCAGAGGAAUCUCACAAAGCUGAGGUUGCCAACUUGACUCAAGAAGUUGCUAAGCUGACAGAAAAGACAAAGAAGAAACAAGAAAGUCUUGUGCAACUGCAGAAUGAAAAAGAGCAGCUCUACAGUGACGGAAAGAAGCAACUUGAUAAUCUGCAAACUUCAAAGGAGAAGGAAGCAGAGGACUUGAAGAAAGAGAAGUUGAAAGUGCUGGAGGAAUUGACAAAAGCCAAGCAGACCAUGGCUGAACAGAACGACAACAACCAACAGAGAAUACAGGAGCUGGAGACAACCAUCAGGACACUCAAUACCCAGGCAGCCAAUAGCGAGCAGGUAGCCAUCUUCCGGGAUUCUUUAGAAAGUUUGAGCAAUGAGCUAGCCCAGGCCAAACAGGUCCAGAGCGUCACAGCAGAAGAGUGCAUUAGAUUCAAGGAUCUCUACUCAGCGACCCAUAAACAGUUAGAGGACCUGCAGCUGUCUCACAGUAAACUGUUGGCAGAGAAGGAAGAAUGUCAGAGACAGCUAGCUGAUUGCCUCAAUGCCAACUCCCGACUCACCACGACGCUGAGAGAAGUACAGAACGACAGGGAUAAUCUACACAGGGACCUACAGGAUGCAAGAAAGAGUGCAGAGAAGCGUAAGACCAUGCUGGAUGACCUUGCUAUCCAGACUCAGACUAUUAAGCAACAACAUGAGAAUGAGAUGGCGCGAGUCUCUGAAGCACACGAGAAUGAGCGAGACAACUUGAAGCAACAGCUACAUGAGCAGACAAAACUGCGUAAGGAGCUUGAGCCGUUGAGAGACCAACUUGCCGUCAGUGAGGAGAAGGUUCAGUCGCUAGAGAACACCAAGGGAUGGUUUGAGAGAAGACUAGCUGAGCUGGAGGAGGAACUCAAGGAGACCAAAGAGACACACCAAGAGGAGAUACAAGAACUGAAGGACCAACACAGAGCAUUAAUACAGGAAAUGAAAAAUGAAGAAGCAGAGAAGUCCAUAGAGUUGAGCCAAUCCCAGGAGCAGGUCGAGAAAUUACAGAACAGUAUCGACCAACUCAAACAAAAUGCCAAAGACAGCGUCGAGGAGCGGAAACUUGGAGAAAAGAAAGGCUUAACCAUGGUGAAGGACUUGAAGCGACAGCUGAGACAGGAGAGGAAACGGGCAGACAAGCUACAGGAGAGACUGCAGGAAUUCCUGAGCCAGAACAACCAAGGACGAGCAGGCAUUGAGGAAUUGUUCCAAGACAUCAGUGAUGAGGACAGGCAGAAGCACGACAGCAGUAGUGUAUCAUCAUGGAGUACCAGUGGACAGAUGGCAAAGGAUUCUUCAGAAAAUGUACCAUCUCCCAAUGGUUCCAUGAUGUCAGCAGCACUGAGCGAGGAAACUACAGAGCUGAUCAGCCGGAUGACAGAACUACAGACGGCCAACUGGGCACUGGAAGAAAAGGUACGGCAUUUGGAAGAGAGCACUUCCUGCAUGGCAGAUGAUUUACUGAAGAAGACGGCCAUCAUUGAGACACAUGUCAUGGAGAGAAAAUUAAUAGGUCCAACGAAGUCCCAAGCCACACCGGAGACGUCCAAGAAGGUUGCCUUCAAGAAGGUGAUGGACUUUGUCAAGGGUGAGGACGGCAGCCAAGCCAGCAACAACCAGCGAGAGAUGAAUCAGAAGCUCCAGGUCAUGCUGGAGGAGACGCUGACUAAAAACAUGCAUCUGCAACAGGACAUCCAAAUGUUGUCAGAGGAGGUGGUGAGACUCAGCAAGCUGGCACCCCUGGCAUCGUCGACUAGUCCGCUCCACCCAAGCCACAAGACAUGGACAGCGGGCGAUAUCACUUCGGCAGACGGGGGUGAUUCACCACCGUCCUCACCCUCGCACUACACAGGGGACCAGGCCGGUGCACAGUGAAUCACAGUCUGCACAUAGUUUGUAUAGAUAUUUAUUAUCUCAACAGUUUUAGAUUUGUGCUGCAGUUCAUGUAUUGCUGUCACAUCAUCCAAGUACUACUGUAAACUACCACGCCUUUAGUAACUAAUAAAUCAUUAGACAAACUUCAAAGUACUCUCUGUAUAUCAGUACCUUUUUUAUUUUGCAUUUAUAGAAUUGUAACUCGGUUUGUUUAGCAUAGACAAUUUUCCUUUUUUAAGCCUGUCGCACGCCUGUCCGAUUUUACUGGUUUACGGGAUGACCGGUAUGUUAAUCCGCACACAUGCCCGAUUCUGUUCUAUAAUUGGUCACGUGAUGAUCAGUCACAUGACGACAAAAUGGUAGCCGUCAAUUUGGAAUCAUGUGACUUCCUUCGUGAUUCUGAUUGGUUAACAUUAAUAUUGCGUCAGGUGAAAUCGGAGUGACAUUGGAUCCAGUGAAAUUGGAUGCAAAAAAAAUCAAACAUGUUUGAUUUCAUCCGCAUUUCCGGUCGCCUGGCGUACGGUCAGAUCGGUCCGAUUUUUUUAGCCACAUCUCUCCGAUCUGUACGUCCGAUGGCCCGAUUAUCCGGUGAUCCAUUGCAUGUAGGAAACACAAACAAAAUCUCAUUUCUGCCUCCAAUUGCAUAAUAAUGCUGUUGUUGUACCCUGGUGUUUUGUAAACAGUCAUCAACUUUCAAAUUCGCUUUCACUUUUUGACAAAUCGCCCUCAUUUUCCUGAAAUCCAUCGUUACCUUGACACAACCUGCAAUAUAUGUAGUGUGCUAUCAAUUGUGUGUGUUGCCUACUUCAUUGCAUAAAUAGAUGGGAAAUAGAUUGUGGUUAGGGCUUUCUCUGUGGCAUCAUCCAGAUUUUCGACGGAUCCCACUCAAAGAUGCUAGAUUACUUUAAUCUUGAGGCGCCUCUUAGGUAUCAGUGUCGUGCACUGCAGAGGUUUCUCAUAGAAUGUAGCGCAGCAACAUUUAUACAAUGUGCUGUUUUCAAGGAUCUUUUAUUUAAUUGGAGCUCUGAUUUCAAAGCAAAAACUUAUCAAAAAAUAUAAUCAUUCCUGAAAUAUACUUGGUUUGUAAUUUUUGUUGCAUUAUUUGUGUUGCAGAUGGUACUCGUUUGUGUUCAGUUAUUAUGUAUUAUAAGAGAUUGUAAAUUAAUUGCAGAAAAUUUAGUUACCAAACUUGCAAUAAUAUGUUUUUAAUAGAAAAGAGGUUUGUGUUAUUUACAUUGCCUGCUAAGGGUUUUGCAAAAUUGUUUUCACUGCAAAUAGGUCUUCUGACAAAAGAGAAGUGAGUUGUAACAAUUUUUUUUUAGAAAGAUUCUUCAAAGAAAUUAAUAUAAAUUUAAAUAGGUCGUUAUGAAAGCAAGUAUAGCCGAUUAGAGUAGGACAUCUGACAGUCUGCUAACCUUGGGUUAUUGACUUAACCCAGUUUAAUGGUUUACUUUUUAUGUUUAUAUUUUCUUCCAUUGAUCAAGUGUUCAAACCAAGUUAGUCAUAAUAGUGUGCAAAUUUCUUGUCAAUGACACAUAACCAGGGCUGCAUUCCACUUACAUGACCAACUCCAAGGAUGACAACUAUUUCCUAAAUGUUUUCAGCAAACGUUGGCAACGUUUGUCGUACGCUUGAGUGGAACGCACCCAGCUUUAUGAGGAGAUGAAAAUCUACACUGUGAAUGGACCAUGCAUAGUUUAUAACUUAACCUCGUACAUUUGU